AUGAUUAAAAAAUAUAUUUUAUUUUUAAUUUCAAUUUUUUAUUUAAUUAAAAUUAAAGCUUUACCUCAUCCGUUGCCUCCUCCUAUACCUCCUCCAACACCUCCACCAGUAUUAAAUAAUUCAACUAAAAAUUCAACUGCUUCGAUAGAUACGAUUACUCUGACACGCCCAUGUCCGGAAAGUUAUUCUAAAUAUUGUUACAAUAGAGGGAAGUGUUAUGCAGCUUGGACGGGCAAUGGAAAUUACAAACCUUUUUGCCAGUAUUUUUUUUUAAUUCACUAA
Messenger RNA from Meloidogyne enterolobii, 282 nucleotides. The record is from the annotation of a GenBank genome assembly. Lineage: Eukaryota; Metazoa; Nematoda; Chromadorea; Rhabditida; Meloidogynidae.